Molecule: messenger RNA, 3912 nt
Organism: Taeniopygia guttata (zebra finch)
Lineage: Eukaryota; Metazoa; Chordata; Aves; Passeriformes; Estrildidae
Product: phosphatidylinositol 3,4,5-trisphosphate 5-phosphatase 2A-like
Biological process (GO): regulation of immune response; negative regulation of insulin-like growth factor receptor signaling pathway; phosphatidylinositol dephosphorylation
Cellular component (GO): cytosol
Molecular function (GO): inositol-polyphosphate 5-phosphatase activity
Source: RefSeq, a predicted model, not a curated record
UGCCGCUCUGGGUUGGGCAGAGCACAGGAGGAGGAAGAGCGCGGCCGGCGCGGUGCCGAGCGAGCAGCACCGAGCCCGUGCCACGGGGACCGGGGGCACCGCGGUGGGCGCUGCGUGAUCCCCGAGUGCCGCCCCGGUGGGCAGCGUGGUGGGCAGGGAGCCGGUGUGACCCACCGGGGGAAGCCCGGCAGCAUCACGGCUCCGCUCCCGCUCGGCUGAACCCCAAAACUCCGCGGGAGUCUGUGAGGGACGGCUGCAGCCUCCGUGAUGAGCAUCCUCCGGACGCCCAGCCUCCCCCAGCUGCCUCCCUGCUGCUCCAGCCACGCUGCCCGGCCGCAGGGUACCCUGUCCCCAUGAGCAUCACCUCGGUGCCUCCCUGUCACCCUUCGGGACCUGCAGCCAGCACCACGCUGGGGUACCGGGAGCCCGCUGUCCCCUCGCCACUCCCUCCUACAGCCGCCGUGACCGCCAGCAGCCCCUUCUGAGCUGGAUGUGGCGCUGGGACGGGGACACGGCUCGGCAGGAUGGCGGCAGCAGGGUGGUACCACCGCGACAUCAGCCAGGUGGUGGCCGAGGAGCUGCUGGCCAGGGCUGGGCGGGAUGGCUCGUUCCUGGUGCGGGACAGCGAGUCGGUGAAAGGGGCAUAUGCCCUGUGCCUCCUGUUCCAGAGGCACGUCUACACCUACCGCAUCCUCCCCGAUGACGAGGGGCUGCUCUCCGUGCAGACCAUCCAGGGCAUCCAAGCCAAGUGUUUCCACACCCUCCCCGACCUGAUUGGUGCCUACCAGCACCCCAACAACGGGCUGGUGACCCCACUGCUGCACCCCGUGCACCGCCCAGGGCCGGAUGAGGACUCGGACGGGGAGGAUGCCCGGGGCUGGGGGCACACGGUGCCGUGUCCCGGUGCUCCCCCCUCCAGCCGGACCCACAUCCCGCAGCAGCUGCACCAGAGGCUGCAGGAGCAGCUCCACAGCAGCCCGGCCAGUGACUUCAUGGGCUUCGUGGCCGAGUACCUGACCCACCACGUGCACGACCUGGAGGCUCUGUGCCACCUCAGCGCCGCCCUCGCCACUGCCUGCCGGGCACUGCACAGUGAGAUCGACUUCACGCUGGCAGGUCUCGAGACCCUGGCCAGGGUGUUCGACCCCCCUGUGUCCCCUCACAGCCCGGCCAGGGAGCAGGGUUUCCUGAGCAGCGACCCAGACCUGGAGCUGCUCCUCAACAAGAUCUCCACUGUCAAUCACCUCCUCUCUUCGCUGGAGAAGAAGGUGCUGAAGUCGCUGCAGGAGACAGUGACAAGGCACAACCUGGCACUGCCCAGCAUGGCCGUAGCCCCCCUGCCAGCUGCCAGGCCCCUGGCCGUGCAGAACUUCGAGGUGAAGAUGGGCAAGUCCCAGCGUGCGGCCCUGAGGGUGGACGUGGAGUCGGGCACAGUGACCGUCAGCAAGCGGGGCAGCAGCUCCCCGGAGGAGCUGAUCCCACAGGACAAAAUCCUGCAGCUGAUCAAGUACCAGAGUGUGCAGAGCAAGGUGAGGCUGGUGUGUGCCCGUGAGAACCAGAAGAGCCUGAGCAGGGAUUUCGUCUUCCCCAACGCGCGGAAGAGAGAGGCUUUUUGCCAGCUGCUGCAGCUGAUGAAGAUCCAGCACUCCAACCUGGACGAGCCUGAGAUCAUCUCGGUCUAUGUCGGGACGUGGAACAUGGGCAGCACGCCCCCACCCCGCUCCCUGGCCUCCUGGCUGACCUCCAGGGGCUUGGGGCGCACGCAGGACGAGACCACGGCCUGCAUCCCCCACGACAUCUACGUCAUCGGCACCCAGGAGAACUCCCUGGGCGACCGCGAGUGGGUCGAGUUCCUCUGCGCCUCCCUCAAGAGCCUCAUGGCCAUCGACUACCGAGUGGUGGCUCUGCAGUGCCUGUGGAGCAUCAAGAUCGUGGUGCUGGUGAAGCCGGAGCACCAGCGGCGCAUCAGCCACGUCCACACCUCCAGCGUCAAAACCGGGAUCGCCAACACGCUGGGGAACAAGGGAGCUGUGGGCGUCUCCUUCCUUUUCAACGGGACCUCCUUUGGCUUCAUCAAUUGCCACCUGGCCUCUGGCAGCGAGAAGACCCACAGGCGUAACCAGAACUACAGUGACAUCCUGCACUCCCUGACCCUGGGGGACAAACGUCUGGGGGGCUUCGACCUCACCCUGCGCUUCACCCACCUCUUCUGGCUCGGGGACCUCAACUACCGCCUGGACAUGGACGUGCAGGACAUCCUCAGCCACAUCGUCAAGAAGGAGUUUCAGGCCCUCCUGGCUGUUGACCAGCUCAACCUGGAGCGGGAGAAGAACAAGGUGUUCCUGCGGUUCAGUGAGGGUGACAUCUCCUUCCCUCCCACGUACCGGUACGAGCGGGGCACCAGGGACACCUACGUGUGGCAGAAGUCCAAGCCCACGGGGGUGCGGAUCAAUGUCCCCUCGUGGUGUGACCGCAUCUUGUGGAAGUCACACCCAGAGACCCACGUGGUGUGUAACUCCUACGGCUGCACUGAUGACAUCGUGACCAGUGACCACUCGCCUGUGUUUGCCACCUUUGAGGUGGGAGUGAUGUCGCAGUUUGUGCCCAAGGAGGCUCCUGGCUCCAGCCCCGAGGCGCUGGCCUGCAUCGAGUGGGAGAGCGUUGAGGUGAUCCUGAAAACCACGAGCCGCAGCAAGUGCUACAUCGAGUUCCACUCCUACUGCCUGGAGGAGGUGCAGCGGAGUGGGGAGAACACCUUCCAGAACUGUGACAUUCCGGGGUUCCUCAAGCUGGGCUGGUCCUCCAAGCAUCUGCCUGUGCUGAACCCCAUCCUGCCCGACCUGGAGUACCUGGGGGACCAGCACCUGCUCCUCAGCUUCAAGGGCGUGGAGAGCUGCGAGUCCUACGGGGAAUGCUGCCUCGCCCUGAGGUCAGCGAUCGGCAGCACGGCCCGGCAGUUCGAGACCUUCCUGUUCCACCGUGGCGAGGAGACGGGCUCGGUGCGCGGCUGGAUGCGGGUGCGGGUGCCCCGGGGCCGGCGCGGCACCCGCGAGAAGCUCUACGAGUGGAUCAGCUUUGAGGAGGAGGAGGAGAAGGAUGCUGAGCCGGCGGCAGAGCCCCCGAUGUGCCCCGAGCCUGCCCCGCAGCGCCUCAGGAGCCGCCCCCGCAGCCUCCCGGAGCCGACCACCGACUACACCAACCCCGCCUACUUCAUCUUCGAGGGAGUGCCCACCGCGCGGCUCCCGGCUCCCGGAGAAGCCCCCAAGAAGCCGGCAGAGGGUCCGGCCGGGGGCCAGCAGUGCCGGAGCCCCGCUGGACCGCGGCUCCCGUUACCCUCGGAGGAGCAGCCGUGGUGUGACCGGCCCCGCUGUGGGCCACCGAGCCCGUCCCGUGGGCACCCACUCAGCGCCCCCAGGGCGGGCCACCACCAGAGACCCAAGUCGGCCGUCCUGACGAGGGACACGCUGGGACUGGGCGACUGCUCGCUGGAUGUGGCCACUCAGCUGGACCAGGCGUCAGCGCAGUGCAGGGGGGACAUCCAGGAGAUCUCACUGCGCCAGAGCCACCCGGUCCCGGAGCCGCCACCGCGGCCCUGCCGGGAGCCACCGAGGCCGCCGGGGAAGCGGGGGGCGCUCGGUGCUUCGGAGAUGGAGGUUCAACCUCCUCCUCCCGCCGACCUGCAGCCUGCCAGGAUAUAGCCACGGCUGUGCCCGGCCCUGUGCACCCCCGUGCCCUCGGCAGCUGCUCCCUCCUGCCCAGCCCUGCCCAGACGGUUCUCCCGGAGGUUCUUCCCUCCAGCACAGCUCCCGAGGCCGCUGCGCUGCUUCCCUUUGCUCUCACUAUCCAGAAUAAAGUGUCGGGGACCGGGUGCGCGUUUGCACACCUGGUUCUGCGAAAGGGCAAGGAGAAAAA